Molecule: messenger RNA, 353 nt
Organism: Paramuricea clavata
Lineage: Eukaryota; Metazoa; Cnidaria; Anthozoa; Malacalcyonacea; Plexauridae
Source: the annotation of a GenBank genome assembly
AACGAGAUACCAAGUCCCUGACAGUACGAGGGACCCCCAGUAAAUCCAAGUCUACCUUCCAAUGUGCUCUUCCUGAAGAUAAUUUGGACAAAUUCAUAGAAGCAUACAACAACAAAACCAAUGAGACCCUAAAGCCUGUUGUGUCGAAAAAACCCGCAGCCAAAAGUGGCUAUGAACUCAAUAAGACAUUCCGGUGUCACCACAAUACAAGGUAUAAUGGAACAGAAAACCCGGUCCGUGUACUGAGCGAAAAACCAGCAAAGAGGUUCAAGAACAUAUGCUGCCCCCUCAAAAUGACAGUAAAGAAACUUACACAGGACGAAAAGAGUACCUUUAAUGUGCUAUUAAAGUAG